Molecule: messenger RNA, 1172 nt
Organism: Oryzias melastigma (Indian medaka)
Lineage: Eukaryota; Metazoa; Chordata; Actinopteri; Beloniformes; Adrianichthyidae
Gene: uox
Product: urate oxidase
Exons: 8
Coding region: 130-1026 (298 amino acids)
Biological process (GO): urate catabolic process; purine nucleobase catabolic process
Cellular component (GO): peroxisome
Molecular function (GO): urate oxidase activity
Source: RefSeq, a predicted model, not a curated record
UUGAACUUCACCUUUCACUUCCAAUAAUCUGAGCGGAAAGUUAGAAACACCCUCUGCACAGAAUCCUCCUCCUCCAUUCAGGACAGGGCAGGAGGCAGAGGACGUGUCCCGCACCCAGAAAAACCUACCAUGGCGGCUGCUGCAAAUAAGAAUGUGGAGUUUGUGCGAACGGGGUACGGCAAGAACAUGGUGAAGGUGCUGUUCAUCAGGAGACAGGGCAGCCGCCAUUCCAUCAUCGAGCUGAGGGCGGAUGUGGAGCUCACGCUCAACUCCCGCAAGGACUACCUGACCGGAGAUAACUCGGACAUCAUUCCUACCGACACCGUCAAGAACACCGUCCACGCCCUGGCCAAAAUCAAAGGGGUGAAGACAAUUGAGCAAUUCUCCCUGGACAUCUGUCACCACUUCCUGACCUCUUUCAAUCAUGUGCUGAGAGCCAAAGUGUACAUGGAGGAGGCUCCAUGGAAAAGGCUGGAAAAGAACGGAGUUGAGCACGUUCACGCUUUUAUCCACACCCCAGACGCCUACCGCUUUUGUGAAGUUGAACAAAACCUCAAUGGCCUCCCAGUGAUCCACAGUGGAGUGAAGGACAUGAAAGUCCUGAAAACCACGCAGUCUGGCUUCGAGGGGUUUUUCCGGGACCGUUUCACUACACUUCAAGAAGCCAAGGACAGGUUUUUCUGCACUUCUGUCUACUCUAGGUGGCGCUACAACAAGUCUCAGGAUGUGGACUUUGAUGCCGCCUGGAAGUGCGUCAAGGACACAAUUAUUGAAAAGUUUGCUGGUCCAUUCAGUCGUGGAGAGUUCUCACCUUCUGUGCAGAAGACUCUUUAUGAAACACAGGUUCUGGUUCUGGACAGAAUUCCUGAGGUGGAAGAAAUCGAGAUAGUGAUGCCCAACCAGCAUUAUUUCAUCAUUGACAUGACCAAAAUGGGUCUCGACAACAAAGAAGAGGUGUAUCUUCCCCUGGAUAACCCCUCUGGGAACAUCACGGGGACUGUCUGCAGGAAACGAGCAAAACUUUGAAAGCAGUUUAAGCGACAACCUAAACAGAAAAGUUCUUCUGAAACCACGUGGACAAUGAUAAGAAUAAGAGUCUAAGAUAAUCAGGAAAGUUGAUCUUGAAUGAGUUUGGUGUAAAAUAAUAAAAAGAAGUGGCUGUCAAUAAAGAA